Molecule: messenger RNA, 2372 nt
Organism: Aspergillus ruber CBS 135680
Lineage: Eukaryota; Fungi; Ascomycota; Eurotiomycetes; Eurotiales; Aspergillaceae
Gene: dppV
Product: dipeptidyl peptidase DppV
Exons: 8
Coding region: 27-2210 (727 amino acids)
Biological process (GO): proteolysis
Molecular function (GO): serine-type endopeptidase activity
Source: RefSeq, a predicted model, not a curated record
CAGAGCAUACUCGAUCUUAGCUCAUUAUGGGACCGCUCCGGUGGUUCUCCGUCCUUGCUGCAGCGUCGACUGCUUUGGCCAUAACACCCGAGCAACUUAUCUCUGCUCCAAGCAGAAGCGAAGCUAUCCCCAACCGAUCUGGCGAUGUCGCACUGUUUUCCACGUCACAAUAUUCCUUCGGAACUCACGAGUCCUCCUCUUGGUGGAGCCUGAUCGACCUGAAAACCGGGGAGAUCAACCGGCUCACGAACGAUAGCGAUGUCUCCGAAAUUGUGUGGCUGGGAGAUUCUAGUGUCUUGUAUAUCAACAGCACCAACGCGAACAUCCCUGGUGGUGUGGAGCUAUGGGUUUCCGAUAUUUCCGACUUUAAGAAUGGAUACAAGGCCGCUUCAUUGCCGGCUUCCUUCUCGGGGCUGAAAGCCGUCGCCACGGGAACCGGCGAUAUACGAUUUGUUGCUUAUGCAGAGUCAUAUAGCAAUGGUACAGCGUACAAUGAGAAACUGGCCAUCACGCCUCGAAGCUCUGCCCGGAUCUACGACAGUAUAUACGUCCGACAUUGGGAUAGCUAUCUCACUACUAAAUUCAAUGCUGUCUUCUCCGGUACCUUGAAGGCUAGAAACGCCUCUAGUACAAAUGGAAAGCCCCGCUAUGUCUCUGGAGGCCCGCUACGGAACCUGGUAUCACCCAUCAAGAAUGCUGAGUCCCCUUAUCCCCCGUUCGGAACGUCAUCAGACUAUAAUCUCUCUCCGGAUGGAAAGUGGGUAGCUUUCAAGAGCAAGGCACCAGACCUUCCAAAGGCCAACUUCACAACUUCCUAUAUCUACCUUGUGCCCCAUGAUGGCUCCAAGAAGCCUGUUGCGAUUAAUAGCCCCGAAAGCGCAGCCAAGCCCAAGGGAAUCGAUGGAGAUUCCAGCAACCCUGUGUUCUCUCCUGAAAGUGACAAGUUGGCCUACUUCCAGAUGAAAGACAAUGACUACGAAUCGGACCGCCGCACACUUUAUGUAUACAGCAUUGACUCCGACUCUACUAUUCCAAGUCUUGCGACGGGUUGGGACCGGUCUCCGGACACUGCGAAAUGGACUGCAGAUGGAAAGACUCUGUUGGUUACCAGUGAAGACAAAGGCCGCUCCAGGCUUUUCUCUUUUCCAGAAGAUUCUGAAGAUGACUUCAAGUCCCAGAACUUCACUGACGGCGGUGCUGUGACAUCUUACUACCAGCUUCCCGACUCAACUUGGCUUGUCACCGGCAGUACUCUUUGGACAAGCUGGAACGUUUACAUUGCGAGUCCGGAGAAGGGUCUCAUCAAGACUUUGGCGUCUGCUAAUGAGAUCGAUCCUGAGCUGAAGGGGCUCAGUGCUGCUGAUGUUGGUGAGUUCUAUUAUCAGGGUAAUUGGACUGAUAUUCAAUCUUUCCUCGUAUAUCCAGAAAACUUUGACAAGAGCAAAUCUUACCCUCUGUUAUUUUACAUCCACGGUGGCCCUCAGGGUUCCUGGGCUGAUUCAUGGAGCACACGAUGGAAUGCCAAGGUGUUCGCAGACCAGGGAUACGUGGUCGUGGCACCAAACCCGACUGGUAGCACUGGUUUCGGCGAUGCGCUCACAGAUGCGAUCCAGAAUAACUGGGGAGGAUCACCCUACGACGACUUAGUCAAAUGUUGGGAAUACGUCCGCGAUAAUUUUGACUUCAUCGACACAGACCACGGGGUGGCAGCGGGUGCCAGUUACGGCGGAUUCAUGAUCAACUGGAUCCAGGGUAAUGACCUGGGCCGCAGGUUCAAAGCCCUGGUUAGCCAUGACGGAAGCUUUAUUGCAGACGCAAAGAUCAACACGGAAGAGUUGUGGUUCGCUCAGCACGAGAAUAAUGGCACUUAUUGGGACAACCGCGACAAUUACCGCCUCUGGGACCCCUCUUCCCCUGAGCGCAUCCUCCAAUGGGACACGCCCAUGCUCGUCAUUCACAGCGAGCACGACUAUCGUCUUCCCGUAUCAGAAGGUGUCGCACUCUUCAACGUCCUCCAGGAACUUGGAAUUCCUAGUCGUUUUCUGAACUUCCCGGAUGAGAACCAUUGGGUACAAGAUCCCGAGAACAGCAUCGUGUGGCAUCAGCAGGUGCUGGGUUGGUUAAACCGGUACUCCGGGGUGGAGACGAGAAAUGCGCAAGCUGUGAGCUUAGAUGAUACGACUAUUGAGGUUAUUAACUAUAAUCCUUGAUAGUGUACAUUUUAUAUAUAUAUAUAUAUCGAGGCGAGGGGUAAUCAUUCAACCUGAUCAAACCAACAUAUGAUACCGUCUACCAUACUAUAUACUCAUCUUUAUAGAGUAGAACAAUUCCUCACUUACUCAUAAAAUCAAAAUCAAACAUACAACAGCCAG